AUGUCGACGCCUUCGAGCAGCGAGGAAUUGCCUGGGAAAAUGAAUAUACCAGCUGGAGAAAAUGGAUCCUUUGUUUUCUUUCACCGAGAGUCUCAUCUGAAAUACAUUGCAAGUUUAUCAGCAAAGCUGGACAAACCUUCUAGUUACGAGGGAGCAGUUACAGAGCACCUUCGCAUGAGUGGGAUAUACUGGACGUACGCUGCUCUUUCGCUGCUUGUCCAGCGCCCAGAGGCUGAUAAAGUACUGGGAGUCACAUCUGCACCAUCCGACGAUCGCCCGAGCAUCGUGGAUUGGGUAUUGAAGUGCUACGUCAAGGGGACCGGAGGUUUCGGCGGAAAUCUAGGUCAUGAUGCCCAUAUUCUAUACACACUAUCUGCCUUGCAAAUUCUUGUCAUGGCUGAGUAUGAUCUGAAUCAGCUUCAUGUUGAUGAUAUUGUCAAGUUCAUUUUAUCACUGCAACAAGAAGAUGGAAGCUUUGUUGGCGAUCAGUGGGGAGAGGUGGAUACCCGAUUUUCCUAUUGUGCAAUCAGCGCGCUUUCAUUGCUCUCAAGCCUGGGUGAAAUCAAUCUUCCGAAAGCCGUGGAAUACAUUGCCUCAUGCCAAAACUUGGAUGGUGGAUUUGGAAGUAUGAAGGGAGCAGAAUCCCAUGCUGGACAGGUCUUUUGCUGUGUGGGAGCUCUCAGUAUAGCCAAGUCCUUGCAUGUGAUCAAACACCCAGAUCUACUUGGGUGGUGGUUGGCUGAAAGGCAAUGCGAUAGUGGAGGCCUGAAUGGUCGACCCGAAAAGCAGGCAGACGUUUGCUAUUCUUGGUGGAUUCUGAGUGCGCUUAGUAUAAUUGGACGCGUUGACUGGAUUAGUGGAGACAAGCUGGCCACUUUCAUUUCCAAAGCACAAGAUCCGGAUGACGGAGGUAUUGCUGAUAGACCAGACGAUAUGCCCGAUAUCUUUCACACAUUUUUCGGCUUAUCCGGUCUCAGUUUGCUAGGAAAACUACCAUCGGUAUUUCGUCAGAUUGAUCCGGUAUAUGCGCUACCAGUAGAUAUCGUUCUGGAACAGAAACUUUCCGCUCAGAUCAUUGGAAGCAAUGGAAAAGUGGAAGACAGGUUGUCGCAUUAUGAAAUUGUAGAAAGACAUAAAUAA
Messenger RNA from Cylindrotheca closterium, 1140 nucleotides. The record is from the annotation of a GenBank genome assembly. Lineage: Eukaryota; Bacillariophyta; Bacillariophyceae; Bacillariales; Bacillariaceae.